GUGCUGGCAAACAACAGAGCAACUGGAUUAUUAUGUGUCAGCUUGAAAGGACAAAGUGCAGCUUCCUGUUAUGCCUUGGGAUGGGUAUUAUUAUGUGUUCAUUAAUUUAUCUGAGGAUUAGAAAGCCAACUGAGCAAAAAUACCUACACUCUCCAAGCUGCAGACCCUUCUCCCCAGAAUGUAGACCGUUUCUGUCUGGUUCAGAGAACAAAGGAUUAUGGUAUCGGCUUGACUGCCAGGUCAAAAGCUAUAUCCUCAAUGGGUAUCUGAAGUGUUCAAGACUGAAGAAAGACUUACACUUUAUCAACAGACCGCUCAGUCGUGAAGAGGAGGACUACCCUUUAGCUUUUAUUGUCACUGUUCACAAAGACCUGGAGCUUUUUAUUCGCAUGUUGCGAGCCAUUUACAUGCCACAUAAUGUCUACUGUAUUCAUGUUGAUGCAAAAGCUCCACGGGAGUACCAGGUGACCAUACAUAAGCUUGUUAGCUGCUUUCAAAAUAUAUUCCUCUCCAGCCGCAGCGAGACAGUGACAUAUGCUGGGUUUUCUCGCCUGCAAGCUGAUUUGAACUGCAUGAAGGAUCUAGCAAAUUCAAAGACAGCUUGGAGGAAAGUGAUAAAUUUGUGUGGACAGGAUUUUCCCGUCAAGAGCAACCUGGAACUAGUGCAAUACUUGCAGAGCAAACAGUGGCGAGACAAAAACAUGACACCUGGCGUCAAACAGCCUAUGGCUAUGAAGUACAGGACACAAUUCCAGUAUAAGGAAAUCAAAGGGUCGCAUGUAGCUUUAAAAAGUCCACGAUUGAAAAAAGGCCCUCCUCCUCACAAUUUACAAAUUUACUUUGGAACAGCAUACUAUGCUCUCACAAGGGCCUUUGUGGACUUUGUUCUGAAAAACCCCAUAGCUCUAGACCUCUUGGAAUGGUCCAAAGACACAUUCAGUCCAGACGAACACUACUGGGUGACACUCAACCACAUAAAAGAAGCUCCUGGCAGUUGGAUUGACGGAGGUUGGGAUGGAGAUAUCCGGGCAAUUAAGUGGUGGGAUCAAGAAGGACAAAAACACGAUGGUUGCAAAGGACAUUAUGUACGAGGCAUCUGUAUCUAUGGACUGGAAGAUCUUCGGUGGAUCAUCAACAGAAACAGCAUGUUUGCCAAUAAGUUUGAGAGUGACACCUAUCCUGAAGCGUUGGACUGUCUGGAACAGUGGCACAGAAACAAAGUGCUGAGCAAGGCAACUGUUCCUGAAGAUCCAUCAUGGCUGCUAGCUACACAAGACACUUUGAACGGUGGUGACAGUGGCUUCUACAACAGCAGUGCAUGAGAACACUGUUGACAUGAUAAACAAUGCGUGGUAGGUUAUUUACAAGAUGU
Molecule: messenger RNA, 1372 nt
Organism: Nematolebias whitei (Rio pearlfish)
Lineage: Eukaryota; Metazoa; Chordata; Actinopteri; Cyprinodontiformes; Rivulidae
Gene: gcnt7
Product: glucosaminyl (N-acetyl) transferase family member 7
Exons: 4
Coding region: 33-1322 (429 amino acids)
Cellular component (GO): membrane
Molecular function (GO): acetylglucosaminyltransferase activity
Source: RefSeq, a predicted model, not a curated record